Messenger RNA from Peromyscus leucopus (white-footed mouse), 4473 nucleotides. RefSeq names its product potassium inwardly rectifying channel subfamily J member 3 (gene Kcnj3). NCBI's taxonomy places the organism in Eukaryota, Metazoa, Chordata, Mammalia, Rodentia, Cricetidae. Gene Ontology annotation, molecular function: G-protein activated inward rectifier potassium channel activity. Gene Ontology annotation, cellular component: plasma membrane. The transcript is spliced from 3 exons. Bases 288 to 1793 code for a protein of 501 amino acids. Gene Ontology annotation, biological process: potassium ion import across plasma membrane; regulation of monoatomic ion transmembrane transport. The record is from RefSeq and is a predicted model, not a curated record.
CGGGUUCUUACACCUUGCAUCCCUCCUGCCUUGAGUGUGGGGGAACACUUCUGUUUUAACACUGCUCUUGGAAAGAAAGCCUCUGUCCCAGGGGAGGAGAGGUGUCUGCAGGGGCAGAUCCUGCUGCUACCUGCAGGGUGCUCCCCAACCCCCCACCCAGGCGCCUGCUUUCGUCCCCUCCCCUCCUGCCUUCGUCCCCUGCCCCCACCUCCUUAUUGGUGCUGGUUUGCAGCGCUUGGCUCCUGUGCCUCCGCUUCGUGUUUGAAUCUGGCUCGCCCCUCCGUAUUAUGUCUGCACUCCGAAGGAAAUUUGGGGACGAUUAUCAGGUAGUGACCACUUCGUCGAGCGGCUCGGGCUUACAGCCCCAGGGGCCAGGGCAGGGCCCGCAGCAGCAGCUUGUACCCAAGAAGAAGCGGCAGCGGUUCGUGGACAAGAACGGCCGGUGCAAUGUGCAGCACGGCAACCUGGGCAGCGAGACCAGCCGCUACCUCUCGGACCUCUUCACCACCCUGGUGGACCUCAAGUGGCGUUGGAACCUCUUCAUCUUCAUCCUCACCUACACCGUGGCCUGGCUCUUCAUGGCGUCCAUGUGGUGGGUGAUCGCUUAUACCCGGGGCGACCUGAACAAAGCCCACGUCGGCAACUACACUCCUUGUGUGGCCAAUGUCUAUAACUUCCCCUCUGCCUUCCUCUUCUUCAUCGAGACCGAGGCCACCAUCGGCUAUGGCUACCGCUACAUCACCGACAAGUGCCCCGAGGGCAUCAUCCUUUUCCUCUUCCAGUCCAUCCUGGGAUCCAUCGUGGACGCUUUCCUCAUCGGCUGCAUGUUCAUUAAGAUGUCCCAGCCCAAGAAGCGCGCCGAGACCCUCAUGUUUAGUGAGCAUGCGGUGAUCUCCAUGAGGGACGGAAAACUCACUCUCAUGUUCCGGGUGGGCAACCUGCGCAACAGCCACAUGGUAUCCGCGCAGAUUCGCUGCAAGCUGCUCAAGUCUCGGCAGACACCUGAGGGUGAGUUCCUUCCCCUUGACCAACUUGAACUGGAUGUAGGUUUUAGUACAGGGGCAGAUCAACUUUUUCUUGUGUCCCCUCUCACAAUUUGCCACGUGAUUGAUGCCAAAAGCCCCUUUUAUGACCUAUCCCAGCGAAGCAUGCAAACUGAACAAUUCGAGGUUGUCGUCAUCCUAGAAGGCAUCGUGGAAACCACUGGGAUGACUUGCCAAGCUCGGACAUCAUACACUGAGGAUGAAGUUCUUUGGGGUCAUCGUUUUUUUCCUGUAAUUUCUUUAGAAGAAGGGUUCUUUAAAGUUGAUUACUCCCAGUUUCAUGCAACAUUUGAAGUCCCCACCCCUCCGUACAGUGUGAAAGAGCAGGAGGAAAUGCUUCUCAUGUCCUCCCCUUUAAUAGCACCAGCCAUAAACAACAGCAAAGAAAGACAUAAUUCUGUGGAGUGCUUAGACGGACUAGAUGACAUUAGCACAAAACUCCCAUCAAAGCUGCAGAAAAUUACUGGGAGAGAAGACUUUCCCAAAAAACUCCUGAGGAUGAGUUCUACAACUUCAGAGAAAGCCUAUAGUUUGGGUGAUUUGCCCAUGAAACUCCAACGAAUAAGCUCAGUUCCUGGCAAUUCUGAAGAAAAACUGGUAUCUAAAACCACCAAGAUGUUGUCUGAUCCCAUGAGCCAGUCUGUGGCAGAUUUGCCACCAAAGCUUCAAAAAAUGGCUGGAGGACCUGCCAGGAUGGAAGGAAAUCUUCCAGCCAAACUAAGGAAAAUGAACUCCGACCGCUUCACAUAGCCAACACCUCCUUAGGCAUUCUUUAAGGUUUUGAUUUAGUAUUAGUCCAAUAUUUGGCUUACAAGAUAAUCCUCCCUAGGAAAUCAGAGAGGUCUAUCCCAGCCCAGAAAGUGUGUUUGAGAACUCUUCAAUCCAGUGUUGUUACCGUGCAGAACAUGCAUUAUGAAGGGAGGCCAUCUUAAGGAAGUUAUUAGUGGGCAUGUAUUAUCACAUCAAGCAUGCAAUAAUGUGCAAAUUUUGCAUUUAGUUUUAUGGCAUGAUUUAUAUAUGGCAUAUUUAUAUUGAAUAUUCUGGAAAAAUAUAUAUAAAUAUAUAUUUGAAGUGGAGAUAUUCUCCCCAAAGUUUCUAAUAUAUGUAUUAAGCCAAACAUGAGUGGAUAGCUUUCAGGGCACUAAAAUUAUACACAUAUAUACAUACAUACAUAUAAACAUACAUGCACACACACACAUGACAUACCCAUACAAACAUAUAUAUCUAAUAAAAAUUGUGAUGUUUUGUUCAAAUUUGUAUUUCUUGUGCAUGUUUACUUUAUUAGACUAGGAAGGCUGCUGGCAUUGAUUAUGAAUACCAAAUACUUUAGCCUUAAAUUAUUUGUUAUUUAAAAAUCUGAUUUAAUGUUUUCUGCUGUUAAGGUGAUGGAAUCUAUCAACUGUACUUAAUCAUAAAAGAUUUCUCAGAAGUUUAUGGGGUUCAUGGCACCACAGAGACAUCAUUAUUGUGCAUUUAAUUUGUAAAUUUAGAGUACCAGUACCUGGUACACACCAUUGAACUUUUCUUAUGAUUUUUAGAAGUCACUGGAACUGGGGUUGGGUAAAUAAAAGUUUAUUAAUUCAUCGGUUAGUCUUUUCUUAGACUAACUAAUACCUUUAAGUUGGAUUUGUACACAGUCUAAUAAAAAUAUGAGCUCUAGACAAAUGCUGAAUCAUUGGAAUAGUCAGUAGCCAGGUUAUAUUUGAAGAUGUCAGAGUUUGUGUGAACUUUACAGGGUAACGGUCCCUGCUUCAAAAUGAGUUAAUUGCAAAUGUUUUCUUCUUUUUCUGGGACUUUUGUCAUCCAUCAAAAACCUCGUAGAUCUUUCAGGAGAUAUGACAGCACAAUGAAGCAGAAGAAAUACUCAUGCUAAAAUCGUGUAUGUCUAACAGAGACUUUUUUUGCUGUUCUCUUGUGUAUGCCAUUUGUUGUGAAAGGACAGACUUUUUCCUUAUCUGGGAAGCAUAUCCCAGGUCUGUCAGUCAUAAUUUCGCCGAGACCUGAGGAAAUUAAAAUCAAAUGAAUUGAUAAUGUUUGUACACUCAGGAUUUUUCAGUUUUGUUUUGGUGUUGAACAAUUCUUUAUUGAUGCCUUGGAUCUCUGGCCUCCACAAUAAGUUUAGUAGUACGAUUUUUCAACUCCCAACAUCUUGCUGGAAUCAAACUUGAUCAGUAGUACACUUCUAACACAGGGUUUAGGGUGAGGAUUUUUUUUGUGUGUGUGAAAAUGCAGAAGUACUUCUUGGCAUAAUAGCAUAGGUUUUGCUAUAUAAUUUCUUUGGGAAAUUUCUUUGGGGUUUUCAAUCCAAAUUGGCCCAGAAUUUACUCACUUCUCAUUAAUAUGUAAAUCACUGAUGGAUGGUUUGAGCACACAGCAUUCCUUACAGUUUAGUGAUCCUGCGAUAAUUUUAUUAGAGGCAAAUUAUUGCAUAAACAGUAUAUCAUCCACUAUAUCUUAUGGCUACCUCUGUAUCAACCAAAUUCUGUAGGUGCAAACACAUACCAGGGAAUGAUUACUGGAAAAAUGAUCAACUCUAGCAUCCAUCCACUGUGAAUAGAGCAGUUGCCCUUCCCCUUGAUCACUAAAUGUUCUUAUUUGCCAGAUGAAGAUGAUAUUAGCAGAAGGAAAAAGGGGACCAGUGGGUAUGGAAUAUUUAGCAGUGGAGGAAGCUGCAUAGAUCAUUUAGUCCAACACCUUAAAACUAUACAGAGCCAUAAUAGUCUUUGGAGAGUCAUUUUAAUUUGUUUUUGGUAUUAUGAAGAACCAAAAACAAACUCUCUGGAUUUAUUCAUUUAACAAAAAUUGUUGCAUGCCUUCUUUGUCCUAGGCAUUGUAUUUUUUCUUUCUUUCUUUUUUUUUUUUUUUUUAGGUUUCGUUCCUGGGGAUUUAGAUAUGUAUGCCACAUGAGCAGGAGAAUGUGGAGGAGACAGGAGAAAAAGAGAGAGAGAGAGAGAGAGAGAGAGAGAGAGAGAGAGAGAGAGAGAGAGAGAAUGCAGUAGUCAACAUUUCAAGUAUAAGAAUGAACACAGGGUAGAACACAGAAAUGGCUGGGGGUUGAUGAGCACACAGAGGAGAUACGUAGGGAGUUGGUUAACAGUAGACUUGGGACCUGGAUGACAAGAGCCAGUGUGGCCAUAAUCAAUCAAUUCAAGAGAAUACGACACUUUGACCUUUUCCGCACACGUGUGGGAACAGUAUGAUUUCUGCAUGUACUUGCAGUUUACUCCCGAUUUCAAUGUUGAGCAUAGGAUCCAGUCUGCCCAGGAAACUUGCAGUUUAUACUUGUUGUACUUGUGGAAUUAUUAGUAGCCCUCUCUUUAAUUCCCAUUAUGUCCUGGUUUGGAUGAUAUAUGGUAAAGUUUUGUUGAUGCUAACAAAAUUAUCGAGUCUAAUAUAUUUGGAAAAAAAAUAAAGAAUUGCUUUACUUCUC